CGGAGGGACGGUUGACUGCUGGUCCUGAAAUCAGCUCAGAGCCCGGAUACAAAAACCAGGAGCGUCGCUGUUUUAGCAGCUUAGUUCUCCCGCAUCUGCUGUGCGCUGGAACUUUAUCAUUUACUGACUGUAAAUUUGACUGUUUAGACCUGCAACUUAUUAGAAGCAGAGAGACCACUUGGAUAACGCGCCUAUUUGUUCUGCCCACCUCCCUGCCUUACUGUGACUGGUGUCAAAGGUGAUGGUAUCAUUUUCUAACACAGGACUCCUCUCCAGGUGAUGGUAUGUCUUUCUGGAGAUAGGGACCACUUUCGGAAACGUGCUAGGUUUUCUUCAACUAGGCCUGCUAUUUUUUCUGCUGCUACCUUCGCUUUGGCUCAAGCAUGGCUCUCUACUCUCGGUUUGUGGUCGUGCUGCUUUACGGAUGGAGUUAUCUGUGCGUUGGAUACUGCGCGAUGCUGAAAACGGACAGUUUCCCCGAGAGACGAAAGGUGGAUUUUACGCAUUCGUUGGAUAAAAAGCACCCUGCGAAAGACGACCAGGAUCUGCUUUUACAGGAUACAAUGACGGAACACAUGCAGAUGCUUUACGCCAAGUACAACCGAGCUGGAUUUCCCUUCAAGGACGGCAACACUGUCCGCAGUUUCAAAGCGCACUGGGGUACAAUAAACAAGAAGCAGCUGCAGAUUUUCAACCUCACCUCUCUUACCAAGUCAGAGGACGUUCUGUCAGCCACUCUUCAUUAUUACAUCGGAGACCUUCAGAACAGCACCCAGGGCUGCUCCAGGUCCAAAAGCUGUGGCCGCCAUGGCCCCCGGAGACACAGCCACAUCCACAUGGUCAUCUGGAGUUUCGCCUCCGUGGAUAACAAGAUGAGGACUCUGGGACACUUUCGGAUCAAUGUGUCCACUCUCUACAGGGACUUCAUAUCUUGGCAAUGGAAGGACAUAACUCGUGUGGUCAACCAGGCCAAAAACCAUGACGAGCUGCUCAUUGGGAUUGAUGUUGCUUCACAGGGGCCCCAGCCGUGGAAGAAGCUCUUGUCAGACCGCUCACCCUACAUCCUGGUCUACGCCAACGACUCUGCCAUUUCAGAACCGGAAAGCGUGGUAGCCACCCUCCAGAGACACCACCCGGUGGGAGGAGAAGGCUCCAUGUCACACAGCUUCCAAAAACUGGGACUGCGUGAGCGAAACAGUACUGAGCAAGAACAGCCACAGCCCAGACACAAGCGCUCGGUGAACGUUCUGCUCCCCUUGCAAAACAAUGAACUCCCGGGGCCCGAGUAUCCGUACGAGACGACCGGGUGGGAUGAGACGAGCCCAUACGAACCUUUUGAAAACAAGCAGGCCCGUCGGCCACGCAAAAAGACGCGCAAGAAUCAGCGGCACAAGAUGCCCCUCCUGCAGUUCGAUGAGCAGACGAUUAAAAAGGCGCGAAAGAAGCAGUGGAACGAGCCCAGGAACUGCGCUAGGAGAUACCUGAAAGUGGACUUUGCUGACAUCGGUUGGAGUGAAUGGAUUAUAUCACCUAAGUCGUUUGACGCCUACUACUGUUCAGGGUCCUGCCAGUUCCCCAUGCCAAAGGCUCUGAAGCCCUCUAACCAUGCCACCAUCCAGAGCAUAGUGCGGGCAGUGGGCGUCGUCCCGGGCAUCCCCGAGCCGUGCUGUGUCCCCGAGAAGAUGUCUUCCCUCAGCAUCCUCUUCUUUGACGAGGACAAGAACGUGGUGCUUAAAGUCUACCCCAACAUGACUGUAGAUUCUUGCGCCUGUAGAUAGUUUUUUUCCCCCCUUCAACGCCUGUUCACAUAAAACUCAUGUCAUCCAGAAAAGAAAAAAAAAAAAUCAACACAUGCAGCCAGAACGACACCCUCUCCUCCUGUUUCUUUACUGAUGCGCUCACUUCACAUACAAACACCCAUUGAAAGCAACUUACCUUUUGCACUGGAGGAGGGUACUUCCUGUUGUUCCAGGUGAAGAGGAGACUGGUCUGUUCAUGGGGAGGAAUGGAUCACGUGAGUUAUCCUCGUGGAAGAUAACUGGGAUGGAAAGUCAAAUCUCCAUGCUCCAGCGUCUCCGCCGGCACCACUGUUUUAUCUUUCACUGUCAAGAUAUACAAAUACCAACGAGGCACGAGAGAGACUAAAACUGAAGGAAAAAUCACUUUUCAGGAAAAAUGACCUCAGUUUGAACUGCUGCCUCUGAGGGGGGCCAUUCUCAUCUUCCUCUCCUUCAUAGCUUGAAGUUGUCUUUGGUCAUUACCACAAAGUCAGACUCGCACUUGCAUGGUUUUUGUUACUAUGUGUAUGUAUUUAUGUCUGUACUAUCACUGUGUUAUUCACUAUAUGAGAAGUUAUUGUAUAAUUAUUGGCUUGGCUGCUAUAGAGAGAUAUAUUAGAUUCCAAAGCCAGAAUUAUGAUGUAGGCGGUACAAUAGAUAGCCGUACGUGUUUGUGUUAGUUCACUGCUCCAUCAUUGUACAGAACCCACAUUUUAAGAGUUUAUUUUAUGCGGAGGAGUAAGCUACCUUUCAUUUGUGGUCUUCAUUAACAUUUGGAAUGAGGAGUUUUUGAGGACACCUAUUAUGCCAGUGCUUCGCCAAGAAAACGUUCAAGCUUUACAAAUAAACUUCAGAUGUAGUUUUGAUAGAUAAAGGGAUAAAGCAUAUCAAAAUGAGAAACUACUAUGUUGAACAGGGGCUAUCACCAUGUUUUUACUGCAAGUGUAAAACCACAGGACUCACAAAGCCACUUGAUGCUUGUGUGAAAACCUCGAAAGCUUUGUUGGACCCGAUAAGUUCAGAAAGACUUGGCAGGCAUCGAGGAUUAAUACUAGUGGUUUCUGUGAGCCUGAUAUCAGGCUGAACUCAUUUGUUUUAAGCAUCGUUAAAGUUCAGAACAUGUUGCCAUUACAUAAUGUGCAAAAUGAUGUAUCGUAUUUACAGCAUAGAAUGACAUUAAUCAGUAUCAAGUCCAUAUACACGGCUGGUCUGGAAUCAGUUUUGCUUUACAUAUCCUUAAGGCUCAUAAUUUUUGUUCUGUACCAGUUUUCAUUGAAAAUACCCUAAUAUUCUUGAAGGUUGAUAUUGGUUAAAAAAUCUGACUUUCUCCUGGAUGUUAUGUUCUUAAACAUUUAAAAGCUGUUGUGUUUCCAGCUCCAGAAAAAAAACUCUUCACUGUAGUUUACAGUAAAGGGGGUCUUCUGGUGGCAAGGACAGCUCAUAAAGAAAUAGAAACUAAAGAUGAGAAAACAGAAAUGAGCUAUGCAUAAUGCACAUUUUGUCCCUAAUAGUAACUCUAAAUUGUGCUGCCCGGAUUUUAAAAUCCAGUUUUCACUCAGAUGUCUUCAUCUGAUUUCAAUCAAAUUCCCAUUAUUUCAAAAUAAAAACAAAAAUGAUGAGCAAUACAUAUAAUAUAUUGAAAGAUCAGGGAGAGCUGAUCUGUUUUCCUGGCUCGCAUAAGCCUUUAAUGUUACUGUAUGGAGUAGAUUUCAUAUCAACCAUAAGGGGUGUGUUAUUUGAUCACAUGUACUUUGCAUCAGGUCAGCAUUGAACAACAGGCAGUUAACAUGUCGAAACGUUGCUUUGGUUUGUCAGACUUCAGAAAACCACAUAUUUAUUCAGAGCAAAUAGACUGAAACAUAGCAGCAAACCUUUUUUCUAUAGACUUGUACAUUGUUUUUGUAUAUAGCUCACAAUAUGUUGAUGACAUUCUGUUGUCUCUUUGAGAUAGAAGUGCCUUUUGAAUGGGUGGAUUUCUGCUUUUCCAAAAGUUUGAUUUGAUUCAUCGCCUGUUCAGAGGCGCUCAGUCAUUCAGAGAACUGAGCUUAGUUUGCAAUGAAGCUCAAGUCAAAGCAAGCAGCUGAAAAUAGUUUUUUAUGGUACAAAAUAGUCUACAGUGAGUGAACAUAGUGCAUAUUCUUUUGAUAAGUAUGAUUGCCAGUGGAAUUUAUUCUAAAAUGUUUUUCAAAUAAUUCACUAUUUUGAUAUUUCAGAGACAUUUAUUUUGUGUCAAUAGCUAAGGGCAGAUUUUUUUAACUUUAUAUAUUUUGUACUGACACUUUUUUCCAGUUUGUGCUUCCUCAGCUUGUGCCAAUACAGAUUUCAGCAAUUCAUGCUGUGGAACGGAGCGGCUUCCUCUGGUCGUGCCAGCACAACAUUGCAGACAUGACGACUGCUUCCGAGUCGUUUUUGGAGGCUGUGCUUUUUGCUGCAUUUAAGAGUCAACCCGUUUCUGAACUUCACUAAUGUCUUUAAGAGAGCAAGUAUCAAAUAUACGGUGCAGUGUAUCAGCAGUUUAUCAGAGCUUACUCUACUUCACUGUUCAAUCCUAUCUUGUAAAUGUUACGCUGUAGGUAAAAAAAAGAAAUGCUUGUACAAUAAGCUUCAUAAAAAUAUAUUUGUAUAUGGAAAUGACCUUUAACAUGCAUCUAUUUAUUAUCUGUAUGUUGCAUAUCUUGUAGAGGUGUGGUCUGGGAAAAGGGGGAUCAAAGCUCUGACAUGUCGAUGGUCUUUAUAUCUGUGAUGGACAAUUGUCGCUACUGAUGUGAACUGAAGUGUGUUUAAAGGUCCCCCCCCUCAGAGCUCUGACCAUCCUUGCGAAGCAUUCAAAGAAAUGAAUAAACGUAUGCAA
This is a messenger RNA of Chelmon rostratus (copperband butterflyfish), 4629 nucleotides long. RefSeq names its product bone morphogenetic protein 3 (gene bmp3). The transcript is spliced from 3 exons. Gene Ontology annotation, cellular component: extracellular region. The coding region runs from base 384 to 1778 and encodes 464 amino acids. Gene Ontology annotation, molecular function: cytokine activity; growth factor activity. Lineage: Eukaryota; Metazoa; Chordata; Actinopteri; Chaetodontiformes; Chaetodontidae. The record is from RefSeq and is a predicted model, not a curated record. Gene Ontology annotation, biological process: BMP signaling pathway; osteoblast differentiation; SMAD protein signal transduction.